AAUGAGGCACCGCUCUACGUCAACGCGAAGCAAUUCGACCGUAUCUUAAAGAGGAGGACCGCGCGGGAGAAACUAGAGACCAGGCUAGGUAGUAGGAGCCGCCGGAAAGCCUACCUCCAUGAGUCGAGACACAACCACGCGAUGAGGAGACCAAGAGGCCCCGGGGGACGCUUUUUAACCGCUAAGGAGCGAGCGCAACUGGAGCCCACCCAG
Lasiosphaeria miniovina is the source of this 213-nucleotide messenger RNA. Its product is annotated as CCAAT-binding transcription factor, subunit B. Gene Ontology annotation, cellular component: CCAAT-binding factor complex. Gene Ontology annotation, biological process: regulation of transcription by RNA polymerase II. The annotation marks the transcript as partial. The record is from RefSeq and is a predicted model, not a curated record. The transcript has a single exon. Gene Ontology annotation, molecular function: DNA-binding transcription factor activity, RNA polymerase II-specific. Lineage: Eukaryota; Fungi; Ascomycota; Sordariomycetes; Sordariales; Lasiosphaeriaceae.